Staurois parvus is the source of this 208-nucleotide messenger RNA. Lineage: Eukaryota; Metazoa; Chordata; Amphibia; Anura; Ranidae. The record is from the annotation of a GenBank genome assembly.
CAUUUGGGGGAUAUCUGUACCGUCCUGACAUUUGGGGGAUAUCUGUACUGUCCUGACAUUUGGGGGAUAUCUGUACUGUUCCUGACAUUUGGGGGAUAUCUGUACUGUCCUGACAUUUGGGGGAUAUCUGUACCGUCCUGACAUUUGGGGGAUAUCUGUACUGUCCUGACAUUUGGGGGAUAUCUGUACUGUUCUGACAUUUGGGGGA